Molecule: messenger RNA, 1152 nt
Organism: Megachile rotundata (alfalfa leafcutting bee)
Lineage: Eukaryota; Metazoa; Arthropoda; Insecta; Hymenoptera; Megachilidae
Gene: wal
Product: electron transfer flavoprotein subunit alpha wal
Biological process (GO): fatty acid beta-oxidation using acyl-CoA dehydrogenase
Cellular component (GO): mitochondrion
Molecular function (GO): flavin adenine dinucleotide binding; electron transfer activity
Source: RefSeq, a predicted model, not a curated record
UUACAGUGACGUAUACACACAUUAAUAAAAAAAAAGUAUUAUGAGCAUUAUCUAUUGAAGGACUUUGCACUUUAGAUACAAAUUAAUUUUACUGUGUUACUUAAGAAUUAAUUAUUAAUCAGUAACAUACAAAAUUUAUUAUUGUAAAAGAUGUUCACUGCGUGUUUUAGAACAUUAAAAAUCAGUAAUAAAUAUGGUUUAUUGGCACGAUAUGAAUCUACGUUAGUUAUUGCAGAACAUAAUAAUGAAACACUUCUUCCUAUUACCUGUAAUGCAUUAAGUGCAGCUAAAAAAAUUGGUGGAGAUGUAACAGUUUUGGUUGCUGGUAAUAAAUGUGAUAAAGUAGCACAAAGUGUUAGUAAAGCCAAUGGUGUGUCUAAAGUCCUUGUAGCAGAUAAUGAUGCAUUUAAAGGAUUUUUACCAGAAGCAUUAACUCCAUUGAUUAUUGCAACUCAAAAUCAGCAUAAAUUUACACACAUUUUAGCUGGUGCUACUGCUUUUGGUAAAGCCUUAUUACCAAGAGUUGCAGCUAAAUUAGAUGUGUCUCCUGUAAGUGACAUUAUUGGAAUUAAGGCUGCAGAUACAUUUAUUCGUACAAUUUAUGCUGGAAAUGCAAUUCAAACUUUAAAAUGUAAAGAUAGUAUAAAAGUAGUUUCAGUAAGAGGUACUGCUUUUGAAGCAGUACCUUUAGAGGGUGGCAAUGCUAAGUGUGAACCUGCACCAGCUGGAGAUUAUAAAUCAUCAUUAGUAGAAUUUAUUAAACAAGAGUUGAGCAAAUCUGAUAGGCCAGAAUUAACAUCUGCUAAAAUUGUUGUAUCUGGAGGAAGAGGAUUGAAAUCUGGAGAAAACUUCCAAUUAUUAUACAGUUUAGCUGAUAAACUUAACGCGGCAGUUGGUGCUUCACGUGCUGCUGUUGAUGCUGGCUUUGUACCCAAUGAUUUACAAGUUGGACAAACUGGAAAAAUUGUUGCUCCAGAUUUAUACAUUGCUGUGGGUAUUUCUGGAGCAAUUCAACAUCUUGCUGGUAUGAAAGAUUCAAAAACAAUUGUUGCAAUUAACAAAGAUCCUGAAGCUCCUAUUUUUCAAGUAGCUGAUUAUGGAUUAGUUGCUGAUUUAUUCAAAGCUGUGCCUGAACUUACAGAAAAAUUGUAA